UCUAUUGAAUAUUGAUUUUUCAUUUCGCAAGCCGGUAAUAUGCUCUAGAAUAUUGUGCUUUAAUUUCAGAAUUUUUUAAAGGUUGGGAUAAGGUGGAAACGUCAGGAGAAGCAAUACUUUGUUGUUGAAAUUUAGUUUGAUUAAGUCCUACCUGUAGCAAUUUUUUAUUUUCAGUUCUGACGGCUUUAAGCGGAUACGUUAUUAUUUUUAGUUCUAUUAUGUUCAAUAAAAGUUUAAUUAGUCUCAAAAUGCUGAAGGAGUCUCUAAUUUGAAAGAAAAGUGGAAUCUAUUAUUUCAUAAUUUCUAUCGUUGUUUGAUAGGUGGUGUUACGCGCACCUUUUUGUACUCAAUUAAAAUUGAUCUUUCCAGUUUAAUUUGUUGUCAAAAAAUUAAAAUAGCUGUACUUACCGAUUUUUGCUUCAUCUGUUGUACAUAUGAUUUCAUCUUGAAUGAAGUAUAACGUCAAACUAAUGUAAAUUGCGUUUUACAAUAAGUGUCAAACAUUAAGGUUAGAGUAGACAUACAAAGUAGUGGUUCGUAUUCAGAACGUAUGAAUAUUUUUAUCGAAUAAUUUGCGAAUAAACAUAUUAAAAAAUGGCUGCAAUACUGCGAGUAAAACGUAGACACGACGACGAGCCUACAAAUGCUUUAGUGAUUUCGUACAAACGACAAAAAACAGAUGAAAGCGAGGAAGCGCAGUCAAUUUCACCGGUUCCGUUAACGACACUUGCAAAAUUCGCUGGAACUGUUAAGAAACAGGAAGAUAGUGUUGAUCAUUUAAUUCAAACUUAUGGAAAAGAUGAUUUGAAAGUAAAUUUCAAACAACAUCCUAUAGAUAUCCUAAAUAAACUAAGGGAAACAACGAAACAGUCUUCUGCAGAGAAUCGUUAUAAAGUUGUUAACUGCUGCCGUUCUUUGGAUGAUUCUACUUUGGAGGAUUUCGAAGAUGUGGUCAUGACAGUCAUAGACAUAGAGGAUUCUAAGUCUAUGGCAAAGCAAGAUGCUACCGAAAAAGAUGAUAGUUAUGUAUACGAUGUGUACUAUGUUCAAACUGAAAAUGAUAUAUACUUGGAUAACAUGGUGUCUAUAUAUCCAUACGAGCAACAGCUGGUUUUCGAUGGCUACAGAGAAAACCAAUGUGAACCUGAAUGCGAAUCAGAAGAUUCCAACUCAGAAUCCAAUUGGAGAAACGAUUAUCCUGAUUCUCCUCAUUCUGAGAGAUCAAUCGACGAGGAUGACAUGAGAGAGGCAGUUAUGAAUAUCAGACUGGAUGAAGGGUCUGAUUUAUCAGAGGAAGAUGAUUUCGUAUAUGCGGUUGAUGAAGCUGACGUGGAAAAUUAUGGUUACAAAUAUGCAAGAUAUAAGGCAAGGAUAAAGGAAGAAUUGGGAGAGGAGGAUGAGGACAAUGAAAAUCACCUGAGCGAUUACAGUGCUAUAUGUUUUUCUGAAGAGGAGGAAGAUAAUUCCAGUUUAGAUAGCGAUUUAGAUUAAGAUAAUAUAAUUUAAUUAGAUUUAAUUUUUCCUUUGUAUUAUCAGAUAGUUAAGUAAGCAAUAUUUUUAAUAUGAUAUCGUAUAGUGCGAUUUAAAUUGAUGGAACAUACGUUUUUCUGUGAGACAACUGUGUAAUUUAAAUUAGCGUUCUCAUCGCGUAGAAGUAGGGGUCAUAAAGAUCUUGGAAUUUUGUUUAAUCUAUAUAUUUAUUACAUAUUUAUAUAGAUAUAUUUUGUAUGUAAAAUUGAUCUAUCAAAAUAAAAAUAAUAAAGGUAAGCUUAGACGUUCGAAAGUGGCAAAAGGAAGGUGUGUAUAGGUGUUCAGAAAAUGAAUCAUUCUUUUUUUCGACGAUAUGGCAUAUAAUGAUAUACCAGGUUUAUAAUGUAUAACAAAUUGUUGGAAGUACCAGACAGAGAUUUACAAAUGUUCAGCAAUAAAGGUAUCUUCUCUGUA
This is a messenger RNA of Megachile rotundata (alfalfa leafcutting bee), 1944 nucleotides long. It is a transcript of the gene fs(2)ltoPP43, whose product is annotated as female sterile (2) ltoPP43. The record is from RefSeq and is a predicted model, not a curated record. Lineage: Eukaryota; Metazoa; Arthropoda; Insecta; Hymenoptera; Megachilidae. Gene Ontology annotation, biological process: developmental process.